Molecule: messenger RNA, 396 nt
Organism: Notothenia coriiceps (black rockcod)
Lineage: Eukaryota; Metazoa; Chordata; Actinopteri; Perciformes; Nototheniidae
Product: putative pre-mRNA-splicing factor ATP-dependent RNA helicase DHX16
Exons: 2
Coding region: 17-334 (105 amino acids)
Cellular component (GO): catalytic step 2 spliceosome; intracellular anatomical structure
Molecular function (GO): helicase activity; RNA binding
Source: RefSeq, a predicted model, not a curated record
UCAGCUGGGACGCAGAAUGGCUGAGCUCCCGGUGGACCCCAUGCUGAGCAAGAUGAUCCUAGCCUCCGAGCAAUACAAGUGUUCGGAGGAAGUGUUGACGAUAGCAGCCAUGCUGUCGGUGAACAACUCUAUUUUCUACCGACCCAAAGACAAGGUGGUGCAUGCCGACAACGCCAGGCAGAACUUUGUGGUGCCAGGAGGAGACCACCUGGUGCUGCUCAACGUCUACACACAGGUAGAAACACCGCAGCGGUUACAGUUGAAGACAUGUUCAAAAUACAAUUUAAAAAGUGUAAUGCAAUCCAAACCUGUCUUUGUGAAGCUUAUCAUUUAGUUAGUGUUCAUUUGUGUUGAUGUUUAUGAUUGGUGUCUAAUGGAAACAACUAGGAAUGUUCA